AUGCAGAUGGAGGAGCAAAGUAAGAAGGAUCAUCGGGCUUUGCUGAACCCUGGAGAAGAGAAUGAGCUGGAGGCUUUUGGUUACCGGACUCAGAAUCUCCGCAGAGUCUUCUGGCUUGUAGCUUCCACGCUGACCUGUGGGACUCUUCUGUUGGUAUUCUACUGGAGGCCACAGUGGAGGGUGUGGGCCAACUGCGUCCCAUGCCCCUUGCAAGAAGCAGACACCAUUUUGCUAAGGACAACGGAUGAAUUUCAAAGAUACAUGAGGAAGAAAGUGAAGUGCCUCUACUUAAACACACUGAAGUUUCCUAUGAGCAGGAACCCAGAAGAACCCCUCUUGGCUGACCGUCACUCUGUCAUAAACCAAGCUGUAUUGAAGCCAGAAUUAAAAUUGCGGUACAUCCAAGUGCAGAAAAUUCGGUAUGUUUGGGACAAUUUGGAGAAAAGGUUUCAGAAAGUUGGGUUGCUGGAAGACAGCAACUCAUGCUAUGACAUCCAUCAUACGUUUGGAUCGGGCCUGACGAGUGAAGAACAAGAGAUCAGAAGAUUAGUGUGCGGGCCCAAUGCCAUCGAGGUGGAAAUUCAGCCCAUAUGGAAACUUCUUGUUAAACAGGUUUUAAAUCCAUUCUAUGCAUUCCAAGCAUUCACCUUAACUCUGUGGCUGUCUCAAGGUUAUAUAGAAUAUUCUGUGGCCAUCAUCAUCUUGUCUGUUUUAUCCAUUAUUUUAAGUGUGUAUGAUUUGCGACAGCAAUCCAUUAAGCUGCACAACCUAGUGGAAGGUCACAACAAAGUUCAGGUUAUGACCAUCGUAAAAAGCAAAGGUUUGCAGGAGCUAGAAUCCCGUCUUUUGGUUCCUGGAGACCUUCUUACUCUUCCAGGAAAAUUGUCUUUGCCUUGUGAUGCGAUUCUCAUCGAUGGCAGCUGUGUGGUAAAUGAAGGCAUGCUCACAGGAGAAAGUAUUCCUGUUACAAAGACACCAUUGCCCCAUAUGGACAAUACCACUUCCUGGAAAUCCCACAGCUUGGAGGACUAUCGGAAACACGUUCUUUUCUGUGGAACAGAAGUUAUCCAGGUCAAACCCUCUGGGCAGGGUUCAGUAAGAGCAGUCGUUUUGCAGACAGGUUACAAUACAGCAAAAGGGGACUUGGUGAGAUCCAUCCUUUACCCCCGGCCUCUGAACUUCAAACUCUAUAGUGAUGCCUUCAAGUUCAUAGUGUUCUUGGCCUGCCUUGGAGUCAUGGGCUUUUUCUAUGCCCUUGGUGUGUACAUGUACCAUGGAGUCCCUCCAAAGGACACAGCAACCAUGGCCCUGCUCCUCCUCACCGUGACUGUCCCUCCCGUUCUGCCAGCUGCCUUGACCACGGGGAUCGUGUAUGCGCAAAGGAGGCUGAAGAAAAAGAAAAUCUUCUGUAUCUCCCCACAGAGAAUCAAUAUGUGUGGGCAGAUAAACCUUGUGUGCUUCGACAAAACUGGUACUUUGACAGAGGAUGGCCUGGACCUCUGGGGCACAGUCCCUGCUACUGACAACCGUUUCCAGAACGUCCACAGCUUCGCCUCAGGCAAGGCUUUGCCCUGGGGCCCACUGUGUGCAGCCAUGGCCAGCUGCCACUCUCUGAUUCUCCUGGAUGGGACCAUCCAGGGCGAUCCACUGGAUGUCAAGAUGUUUGAAGGUACUGCCUGGGUAAUGGAAGAUUUCAAUACAGACUACUGUACCUUUGGAAUGUCACAGUCACACAUAAUAAUAAAACCAGGACCAAGUGCCAGCCCGAGCCCCGUGGAAGCCAUCGGCAUCUUGCGUCAGUUUCCCUUUUCCUCAAGUCUGCAGAGGAUGUCUGUGGUGGCUCAGCUGGCGGGGGAUGAGCACCUCCACGUCUAUAUGAAGGGUGCGCCAGAGAUGUUGGUCAGGUUCUGCAGAUCCGAAACAGUGCCCAAGAAUUUCUCACAGGAACUGAGGAAUUACACAUUACAAGGUUUCCGUGUCAUUUCCCUUGCCCAUAAAACCUUGAAGAUGGAGAAACUUUCAGAAGUGGCAAGUCUGGCCAGAGAGAUGGUAGAGUCCGAGCUAACAUUUUUGGGGCUUCUCAUAAUGGAGAAUCGCUUGAAAAAGGAAACCAAACCAGUCUUGAAGGAACUGAGGGAGGCCCACAUCCGGACGGUGAUGGUUACUGGUGAUAACCUUCAAACAGCCAUUACUGUUGCAAAGAAUUCUGAAAUGAUUUCUCAAGGAAGCCAAGUGAUCCUUGUUGAAGCCAGUGAACCAGGAGAGUACGCUCCUGCCUCUGUGACCUGGAAGCUGGUAGAGAACCAAGAAAAUGGACCUCAAAAAAAAGAAACCUACAUUAACAUUGGAAAUAGUUCGGUGCCUGAUGGAGAAAGAAGGAAGUGUUACCAUUUUGCAAUGAGUGGGCAGUCAUACCAAGUGAUAACUCAGCAUUUCAACAGCUUUCUUCCAAAAAUUCUGGUCAAUGGAACCAUUUUUGCAAGAAUGUCUCCUGGGCAGAAAUCAAGCCUAGUUGAAGAAUUUCAGAAAUUAAAUUAUUAUGUGGGCAUGUGUGGAGAUGGCGCUAAUGACUGUGGGGCUUUAAAAAUGGCUCAUGCGGGCAUUUCACUGUCAGAGCAGGAGGCAUCUGUGGCAUCCCCUUUCACCUCGAAAACUGCCAACAUCGAGUGUGUGCCUCAUCUCAUCAAAGAAGGCCGAGCAGCUCUGGUUUCAUCCUUUGGGGUAUUUAAAUACCUGACCAUGUAUGGCAUAAUUCAGUUUAUUGGUACAUCACUGCUCUAUUGGCAACUACAACUCUUUGGGAAUUACCAGUAUCUCAUGCAAGAUGUAGCCAUUACCCUGAUGGUCUGUUUAACAAUGAGUUCAACCCAUGCCUAUCCAAAGCUGGCUCCAUACCGCCCCGCAGGACAGCUUCUCUCACCCCCUUUGCUGCUGUCAAUCUUUCUGAAUACUUGUUUCACGUUCAUCGUGCAGAUCUGUGCAUUUCUGUCUGUGAAGCAGCAGCCCUGGUAUUGUGAAGUCUACAGAUACAGUGAAUGCUACCUGCUCAACCGAAGUAAUUUCUCCAUGAACUUCAGUUUGGAAAGUAAUCAGACUGGAAAUGCAACUACGAUUCCUGCUUCCAUUUUAAGUUUUGAGAGUACCACACUGUGGCCCAUCACCACCUUCAACUGUAUCACAGCAGCAUUCAUCUUUUCCAAGGGAAAACCAUUUCGAAAACCCAUCUACACAAAUUAUAUAUUCUCAUUUCUGCUGAUAUCUGCCUUGGGCCUCACCAUUUUCAUUCUGUUUUCUGAUUUUCAAGACAUUUACCGUGGAAUGGAGUUCAUCCCAACCAUAAUGUCUUGGAGAGUUUCCAUUUUGAUAGCAGCCCUCACCCAAUUCUGUGUGGCCUUCUUUGUGGAGGAUGCCAUCCUUCAAAAUCGAAAGCUCUGGUUAUUGAUCAAGAAGAAACUUGGAUUCUAUUCGAAAAGUCAUUAUAGGACCUGGCAAAAAAAGUUGGCAGAAGAUUCAACCUGGCCUCCCACAAAUAGGACAGAUUAUUCAGGGGAUGGCGAUGGUGGAAUUUACAUCAACUUAGGCUAUGAAAGCUCUGAACAGAUCCCUAAGGAAAAGCUCCAAUGGGAAGGCCAUACCAUAGAACAGCACUUCUGGACCAGACUCUAAACAGAAUUGUUGCUUAUGUUUAGCACAUCUGCUUCCCCCUCCCCCGCCAGAAAUUGAUACACCAUGGGGAGGUGAGGACCACAUACUUUUAGCUUUUCUCUCCUUCUGAGGAUUCAGAACA
Messenger RNA from Condylura cristata (star-nosed mole), 3787 nucleotides. It is a transcript of the gene ATP13A5, whose product is annotated as ATPase type 13A5. Gene Ontology annotation, molecular function: P-type ion transporter activity; ATP binding; polyamine transmembrane transporter activity. The record is from RefSeq and is a predicted model, not a curated record. NCBI's taxonomy places the organism in Eukaryota, Metazoa, Chordata, Mammalia, Eulipotyphla, Talpidae. Gene Ontology annotation, biological process: intracellular calcium ion homeostasis; polyamine transmembrane transport. The coding region runs from base 1 to 3666 and encodes 1221 amino acids. The transcript is spliced from 31 exons. Gene Ontology annotation, cellular component: late endosome membrane.